This is a messenger RNA of Numida meleagris (helmeted guineafowl), 2733 nucleotides long. RefSeq names its product tachykinin receptor 2 (gene TACR2). Gene Ontology annotation, biological process: positive regulation of flagellated sperm motility; G protein-coupled receptor signaling pathway. The transcript has 6 exons. The record is from RefSeq and is a predicted model, not a curated record. NCBI's taxonomy places the organism in Eukaryota, Metazoa, Chordata, Aves, Galliformes, Numididae. Gene Ontology annotation, molecular function: substance K receptor activity. Gene Ontology annotation, cellular component: plasma membrane; sperm midpiece. The coding region runs from base 1421 to 2569 and encodes 382 amino acids.
UUCCGCCCGUUCCCCAGGCGGCAGCCGCUCCGCACCGCACACCGCUGUGAGGAUGUUCCCGUUCCUGCGAGCAGAGGGGGAACGCUGUCCUUCCGCAGACACCCGCCCGCUUACAUCCCGCAUCCAGCUGGCCCGCAGGAAAGCCAGCAGCCGGCCUCGGCUCGCUUCUCCCAGCAAACCCCGGGGGCUUCCUCUGGGGCUUUCCCAUGGAGAAGAGGAGCGACUUCUCCGCACUACCCGCUCGGCCCCGCACGGGUAGCACUUCUUAAAGCGCUCGCUCCCGGGAGCGCCUCCCGGUCACGGCGCGGGGGUUGGCUCCGUACGGUUCCAUAGGGCGACGGACACGGGCGGUGCCGCAUGCAGGAGGCGGCUCAGGCGCGGCUGCAGGUGCCCGGGUCCCGCAGGGAGCCCCGCCCCGAGCAGCGCCGUGCGGCCGGAGGAACCCCGCAACCCCGGAGCCGCGAUGAAGCGGGGCUCGAGAGCAGCCCAGCAGCCAGCCCUCCUUUCCCAAACACCGCAGCUAGGAAACGCGGGCAGGCUUCAACCCCGCGGCCGCGCAGGGACAAAGCAGCCCCCGCCCCGCCGCUGCCCCCGGCCGCUCGGCUCACCCAGAAGGCGGUGGAGUAGGUGAUGAGGCUGAACUUGAGGCACAGGAGCUCCCACAAAGGCCCUGGAAACACAGGGACUGCAGCAACGCAGCCAUCCUUGACCUCAGCCUUCAAACGGUGACACAGCAGCACAUCCAUUUCAGAGAUUAUUCCCAAACAAACGGAGGGAGAAAAAGAGCUUUAAGCACCACUUUGCUGCGUUUCAUUUGAUGCCAGCUUGGUUGUUUAGCUUUUGCCUGCGAGACUCCACCUCCUUUCCGAGUCCCCUUAAACCACAUACAGCAUCUAUCCCAGUGCAGCUCCUGCCCAGCACACCAGCAGAGAGCCGCGUCCCCGCGGUGCUGCGGAGCGGUCACGCGCCCGGUGCCUCUGAAAACUGCUGCCACGCAACGGAAUUCCCAUUGGAUUGGAAGGAUUUGUGGCUCAAUACUUCUACCGAUAAUCUUCUUGGCCCUCCAAGUAAUCUAAAGGAAGAGCUUGCCUGGCACCGACUUGGGAAGCAUCCCUCUUCCUAUUUUGUUCUUUUUUAAAGGAAAAAGGAGCGUGAGUGGGAAGGGUCGCUCUCUGGUUUCCACUCUCUGUGCGCAGGUUACAAUGCCAGGCAGGGAGGAGGCCCUCGCUAUCAAUCAUCUCCUGCUGGAGCUCCGCUGCCUCACUUGGAAAGCAAGAGGACAGGACACGAGACACCUCAUUCCAAUGUGUUUCUAACGGCUCUUGAAGCACCUGCAUGAGGAUUCAUAACACCCGCACCAACUGCAAGAAAACACGCAGAUGCCAGAUGAUUCUGUUUUGUGCUUAGCCGGAGGGAAAAGAUGAGCGCGUUUCCCAUUUCAAACACCAGCAACGUUUCGCAGGCCAACUACCUCGAGGAUGAUGACAACUGGACAGCGGUCACCCAGUUCACCCAGCCGGGAUGGCAGAUCGCCCUGUGGGCCAUCACCUAUUCCUUCAUCGUUAUCGCCUCCAUCAUCGGCAACAUCACCGUCAUCUGGAUUAUCCUCGCGCACAGGAGGAUGAGGACUGCCACCAACUACUUCAUCGUUAAUUUGGCUCUUUCGGAUUUGCUGAUGUCCGCUUUCAAUACCAUCUUCAAUUUUAUCUACGCCAGCCACAACGUCUGGUAUUUCGGUGAGGAAUUCUGCAGGUUUCAGAACUGGUUCCCCAUCACCGCAAUGUUCGUGAGCAUUUACUCCAUGACGGCCGUGGCGGCGGAGAGGUAUGUGGCAAUAAUUCAUCCCUUCAAGCCCAGGCUUUCUGCUGGAAACACCAGGGUCAUCAUUGGGAUAAUCUGGCUGGUGGCCUUUGGGCUCGCCUUCCCACAGUGCUUCUAUGCUGAGAUCAUGAUGGACAAUGGGACGAUGAAGUGCAUUGUCGUCUGGCCAGAUGACAUUGGGUCAAAGCACCAGCUCACGUAUCACAUUGCCGUGAUCGUGUUGAUUUAUUUACUGCCUUUAAUGGUGAUGUUUGUUACAUACAGCAUUAUAGGAAUUACUCUGUGGAGCAGCACAGUUCCAGGCAACCACGUUAAUCGACUCCGCUACAAACAUCAAGUUAACGCCAAAAAAAAGUUUGUGAAGACCAUGGUAGUAGUCGUGAUCAUUUUUGCUGUCUGCUGGCUGCCCUACCACAUAUACUUCAUCCUGGGGAGCUUCAAGGAAGACAUCUACCAGCAGAAGUACAUUCAGCAGGUUUAUCUCACCAUCUUUCUGCUUGCCAUGAGCUCAACAAUGUACAACCCCAUCAUCUACUGUUGUCUCAACCAAAGGUUUCGCUCUGGCUUCAAAUUAGCCUUCCGGUGGUGUCCAUGCAUAAAAGCAACUGAGAAAGACAAGCUUAAACUCACGGCCCCAUCUCUCUAUCAGUCAACCCGCAGGAAGUCAAGAAGAUCAAGUUCCAACACAGAAACUCAAUUCAAUGAGAAAGAGAAGACCUCGUUUACUCUCGCCCAGCAAACACUUUGAUUUCUUCCAAAAAGCCUGCCCUGAAACUGUGCUGAAUUCCGGGGUUUUCAGGCCUGCCAUUUCCUCUCCUACCAAUUAGAAGUGAGAAACGGUUCCCUAAAGAGUUAUCUUUGCAUGGAUUUCUAUAAGCUUGUACCAAAACAUGAUGCAAUUUUCCUGUUAAA